Molecule: messenger RNA, 3396 nt
Organism: Sitophilus oryzae (rice weevil)
Lineage: Eukaryota; Metazoa; Arthropoda; Insecta; Coleoptera; Curculionidae
Exons: 7
Coding region: 276-1199 (307 amino acids)
Cellular component (GO): membrane
Molecular function (GO): phosphatidylinositol bisphosphate binding
Source: RefSeq, a predicted model, not a curated record
AUUCACUUUGCGCCUGCUGUAAUCUGUCCAGGAAUUAAACGUAUAAUAGCCGCCUUAACCGACCUUACUACAUGAAUAAGUGCAGUUGUUGCCUUGAAUUUAAUAAUUUUUUUCUUUUCGUUUCAAUCACACCAUAGAAAGAACUUGAGCGGGAUAUUUUUUGUUAUAUUGUUACCAUUUGAAUCGGUUAGUUGGACAGUAGUUAGUAGUGGUCGUUUAUUUUAUUAAGAGUAUUCUAUCAAUAUCCUAUACAGGAAUACUAAUCAAGUGUAAUUAUGUGUACAAAACUGCUUGGCACUAAUGGGGACGAAAUAUUUAAACAAAUAUUUAAGGAGUUUAAUAAGACGGAAGACGAUCUACAAGAAUGUAUAAAUAUAAUGAGGGAGUGGGCGAAGACCCAACUUCAUUUCCCUGAAAUACCAAAUGAUAGAAUACUAAGGUUUGUAAUAUUAUACAACAAAUUUAGUAUAGAAACGUCAAAACAGAAACUAGAUAUGUACUACACCAUGAAAUCUCUAAUGCCAGAAGUCUAUAGUUUACACCCAUUAUCACCGGAUAUGAUAUUACAAAGUAAAAUAACUUAUUGUGUACCACUACCGAAAGUUACUAGUGAUUGCAAAAGAAUAAUUUAUUCUCAGUUAAAUCCAAAUUAUGGACCAGAAGUGUUCGUACAUGAAAAAUAUUUCAUCCACGUCCACCAUAUGAUGGAAGUUAUUGUACAAGAAGAUAAUUGUUUUAGCUUUCAUUUCAUUUUUGACUGUGCUGGUUUGAAAGCAGGACAUUUACCGAAGUUUAGUCCCAUGGUUUUGCGAAAGGCAUCAAUUCUGUUAGAAAAAGUUUAUUCCAACAGAGUGGCUUCGGUAUAUAUGAUAAAUUUCCAUCCAUUUAUGGAAACUCUUUUAAAUAAUAUUAUAUUACCAACUUUGAGUCCAAAAAUAAGAGAAAGGGUUCGUGUACAUAAAGGUACGAAUGUUCUUUUUGAAACUUUUGGUAAAUCAAGAAUGCCCAAAGAUGUAGGAGGAGAAGAAUUAUCUUUAGCCGAACUAAAUGAUUUACUCCUAAAAAAGUUCGAGCAGUACAAAGACAGAUUUAACAAAAUUCGUACAAUGCGCGUGGACGAAUCUCUAAGGCCGGAAAAGCUAGUAAAUGAUGAUAUUUUAGGUUACUAUGGAAAUUUUCGUAAAAUUGCUGUUGACUAAAGCUAUACACACACAGGUGCGAUCAAGGCCGCGAUCACGAUCACGAUCAGGGCAGCGAUAACAUGAGCGAUCAUUCUAGCACACACCAACGCGUUCACGUUCACCGCAGUACCUAUAUGUAGUGAGCUAUCCUGUAGGUAUACAUAGGUACGAAUUAAAAAUGUGAAUUAUGUAUACCGAAAAAAAAAUAUUCUUAAAUAUUUACCUACAAUAUUGAAACUUAAACAAUAAAAAUGUAUACAUAUGUACUAUCCAAUCCAAUUGUAACUUCAAUUUUGUCUGAAACUUUUUAUUUUUAAUUCUAUUAUUUUUGUAACUUGGAUCGGAUAAAUCAUACAGAAUUUUGUGUAUUUUUACAGCUUUAAUUAGCUGCUCUGUUAACUCCAUUUCUAAAUUUCAACAAGAAAAAACACACAAAAUAACGGAAAAUUCCUAUAAGUUGGGUCGCGAUCAAACUCGACAAGUUGAUUCUGAUCGCCACCGCAGAAUAGAACGCCGCGCCGCGCCGCACAGUGGUUCGAGGUAUAGGGAUAUAGCGGUCAUAAAUAGAAAAAAAUACUUUAAUAAGUAAUUUGUAGCCCAGCUGAUUUGUUUAUGGCGAAAAGAAAAAUAUCUAUAGAUUUUUCUAUAAUUUUAAUUGAAUUUUAGCAAAACUCCGGCGCCGGUCUCAUAAUGACUGCAAAAAUUAUUUUUUGUAAAACGUGUCACUUAAUAAUAUCGGUAAAGGUACACACCUGUAGAUUUACCGUUAUCGCUUAGUAAUGAUUUCUGGUGAACUCCAAAAAAUGUUUUUCUUACAUUAACAGCCCCACGUCCCCUCCUUUAAAGGGUGAACGUGGGGGAUGAAUUUUGGGAAAUGUUUGGAUUGGGUGAGCAAGUGAAAGGUGAAAGAGAUAAGUUUAUAAAUUCUUUAAAAAUCACUUCUUGUAUCACUAGCUGUUUGUUUAGACCUUUCUUAAUAAAAAAAUUGAAGUUCCCCCGUGAAAAAGUAAAAUAACAAGAUACUAAUUGAACAAUGGGAUCCAAAAAAUAUAUUAUAUGCGUGCAGACGAAGAAGUAUAAUUUAAUUAUGUUUGUAAAAAAGUUUUAUUUUGUAAAUCAAGUGAUUUCCAUACUUAAAAGAAACUUUAAACAAUACUAAAAUAGACCUGAAGUACCUAUAAAAUUAAAAAAAUAUAUAUAUUUCACAAAACAAAAAAACUAAACCACCAUUACAACUCUGAACGUAAAAGUAGAAAAUAAUAUUUAUGUAAGAAAAUAUAUUCUCAACCAACUCAGUAAUAUGUUCUAUAAAAGGAGUUCUUUGGCUUCAUCAUCCAGCUCUAAACAUUCACUUUUCUUCCACAUAUGCCGAAAUGCACCCAAAUAAGGGUUAGAGGAUAUCAGGAGACAAUUAAAAACAUCUUGAUUUGUGGCAUACCGUGAACAUAUUCGACUAUUGUCUUUUCUGAACAAACGUAACUUAAAAUUGUGUUGCGGUCUACUGAGAAACGCGCACUACUUCAAGUAAAUAUAUCGCAUGAAUAGGCAGAAUUCGGCAGACCAUUUUUUGUUUAUAAACAAAUACAUUUCUCAAACAAUAUUAUUUGCGAUAAAAUGAAACGUCGAUAAGCGUCGAUAGUAUUUUUUUGGUAUUUUGAAAACUAUAAAAAUGUGGAUAAAAACGAUGUUUAAAAAAACAUGAAAAAUUAAUACAUAAUAAUUUCAGAACUUUCUUAGUAAUAGUUCAAAAGUAGAGAAAACCUUUUCUUUAAAAUAUAAAAAAUAAUAAUCAUCUCGGGUUUUUUAAAGCCUCCAGGAAUAUUUAGAUUCUUAUUUGCUAUAACUAAGCGAAAAAGACAAUUAAAUGUGAUGGGUUUAAGAGAAAAAAAACAUGGUUACAAAUUUUAUUCAAAAAAUUUGUUGUUUUUUUUUAAACCAAUGCUACUACUAUUCAAAAAGUUUAAUGGUGUGUCAUAUAGUUUAAUUUUUCCGAAAUCACUUAUGGCCGCUCUUUAACAUAUGCAAGAGCCACUGUGCGCCGCUAGGCCGCUUCGUCUCAAAAACUCGAUCGCGCCAAUGUGAAACGGCUCAUACCAUAGACUUAAAAUAAAAUAUAGACUACACUAUUUACAUCUCAACGCAGUCAAACAAUCUUUUUUGUACACAUGUUUACUUCUGGGUACAGUCGACCGAGCCUUUCUCAUCCAGCCUAUGU